AGGUACCAAUGGUUUCUCAUCCUGCUAAUGUCUUCGGCAGUCUUCGCGAACGAUGGACUCUUCGGCUCUAAAUUCCAGACUGGUAAACAUAUUCUUUUUGAUAUCCCCGAAUACGACUUACUACACGCGAUCGGAGUUCCGUUCAGCAAUCCGAAAACCCAAUACUUCGAUGAAGGCCUAGAUGGGUUCCCUGCAUACGGCCUUAUGCCCGGAUCUGAUAUAAAAUCCCCAUACCGUCUCUUCAUGCCGGAGAAGCUGUACUCAGAAUUUUCAAUCACAGCUACUGUAAGACCGGCAAACAAAGAUGGCGGGUUUCUAUUCUCAGUCGUUAACCCUUUAGAAACGGUAGUGCAAUUAGGUGUCCAAUUGAUCCCAUCGGGUCCUGGAUUAACGAACAUUUCUUUGCUAUACACAGACGCUAAUAUUUAUGCGUUGUCACAAACGAUUGCGUCUUUUGUCGUCCCUUCUUUUGCGAAAAAGUGGAGUAGAUUUGCUUUGAGGGUUACGACUGACAAUGUGACUCUGUUCUUAAACUGCCACGAGUUUGAUACGGUCGUUGUGAAGAGGAAUCCAUUGGAGCUGGUCUUCGAUUCUGCGUCUACUCUGUAUGUUGGACAAGCUGGGCCGUUGAUUAGAGGUGCCUUUCACGGUGCGUUCCAAGAACUCAAGCUGUAUGGAUCCCCGACUCAAGCUGAAGUGCAGUGCGUCAACACUUUUGAAGAAUCCGGCGAUGGCGACGAGAUUGACAUUGACAAUUACUUGGUUGACCAAGAAGAAGGCGACGCUGAAGGUUCAGGAAGGUAUGGUACAAUACCACCGUUUCCACCACCACCGCCCGGAUUAGAUGGAGGCUAUUCAUUACGACUGAAAGGCGAGAAAGGAGAUCGUGGACCAAGGGGCGCUCCAGGAGAAUCAAUAAGAGGUCCACCAGGUCCACCUGGACCACCUGGACCUCCAGGUGUGUCUGGCACUCCAGGAGUAAUCGCUGAAAUAUCUGGAUCUGGAGAUGAUAGGAGUUCAGUAAAGCAGCAGAUAUUUGGAGAGAACUACGCUUCACUUGGUCAAUGUGGCUGCAACUCGAGUACUAUAUUAGCUCUCCUUCAAACUGCUCCAGAACUCAAAGGUCCACCUGGACCACCAGGCAUUACUGGAGCUGAUGGAAGAACUGGUGCCCCUGGAUUACCUGGUCAACCAGGUACUCCAGGCGAUCGUGGUCCAAUUGGUCCUCGAGGUGACAAAGGUGACAGGGGUGAUGUUGGUCCUAGAGGGCCAGAAGGACCAGCUGGUACUAAAGGGGAAGCUGGAGUAGAUGGAAGACCGGGUAUCGCCGGUCCACCUGGUCCGCCUGGACCACCAGGGACAUCAGAUUAUAGUAACUUUGAUUCAAAUUGGAAACCUAGACAAAUAUACAAGGAGUCACUCCUCGGAUCUUAUGGAGGUGCUAUUGGAAGACCAGGAGCUCCUGGUCCUAAGGGUGAUGCUGGUCAACCUGGACCUAUGGGACCACAGGGUGAACGAGGAUUCCCUGGUCAAAAAGGAGAAAGAGGUCAGCCUGGGAUGGGAGGUGGCAAAGGAGAUAGGGGUUACCCAGGACCUCAAGGUGAGCGAGGAUAUAAAGGUGACCGCGGUGGUCCAGGACUGGAUGGACGGCCAGGAAUACCAGGUGCUAGUGGUAGGCCAGCUGAUAAGGGAGAGAAGGGUGAACGUGGAGAGCCGGGGCCACCAGGCCCACCUGCGCUUGGGAUGUACAGUCCUGAAGAUGCAGAAUUCCUCACUACAGGACAAAGGCAGGCUGUGGUUGGCUCGAAAGGAGACAAAGGUGAAAAGGGAGAAAAAGGGGGUCGAGGAAACGACGGACCUCCUGGUUUCCCAGGCAAGGAUGGCAAAGACGGUGACCGAGGUGACAUUGGGCCUUCUGGCAUGCCUGGAAUCUCAGGACCACCUGGGUCUCCUGGUCUAAAAGGAGAAAGGGGUGAAAGAGGACCACCUGGACCUAUCAGCGUUACUAUGGCUGGAUCUGAUAUUGUCACUAUAAAGGGUGACAAAGGUGACGCUGGAUUACGAGGAAGAAGAGGAAGGCCCGGUCCGAGUGGUCCUAAGGGUACUGCUGGAACACCUGGACCACCUGGACCACCUGGAAGACCUGGAGAUAAGGGAGAUAUUGGGCUACCAGGAUGGAUUAAUGCAAAGGGGCGUCCAGGAACAUUAGGACCACCUGGUCAACCGGGGCCAGUUGGACCCAAAGGUGAAAAAGGAGACCCAGGAGUAAACAUACUAGAUGUAUCAAUGUUCAAAGGUGAAAAGGGCGAGCGCGGCUUCGAUGGACUGCCAGGUCUACCAGGCGUGCCCGGUCCAGCAGGACCUCCCGGACAAUCUGGAUCCCUAUCCGAAGCUAUCCAGUACUUACCAGGACCACCUGGACCACCAGGACCCCCCGGACCUCCCGGCCCACCAGGAGUUUCCAUCGUUGGACCUAAAGGAGAACCUGGAUUCACACAUUAUGAAGAACAUCCUGUGCACGGCAAUACUAAGUUUUAUGGAAGGCCAAUGUCGAAAAGUCCCCUCGAUGAGCUUAAGGCUCUUAAGGAACUGAAAGACUUGACGAAUAGAGACAGAGACAGGGAUAGACAUGGACCAGUUCAAUCACAUCCAGCCGUCCAUCAUACAGAAGAACCCAACAAAUCAGUUCCUGGAGCAGCGGUGUUCCAAACUACGGAGGAAAUGUUGAAGCUCGCGUCAUCGAGUGCUGUCGGUGCUCUGGCUUACGUUGUCGAAGAGCAAGCUCUGUUUGUCAAAGUUAAUUCCGGCUGGCAGUACGUACUGCUCGGGUCAUUAGUAACCCAGUCUGCGCCGACGCACCCAACGCCUGCACCUGCCCCACCUCCACCAAUGCCAGCCGCCAGUUUGGUACACAAGCCCUCGUUAUCUAAUCUCGUUGAAAGUUCGCCUGUACCUGGACCCAGUCUUCACUUAGCGGCAUUAAAUGAGCCGUUGCACGGCAACAUGCAUGGUAUUCGUCGUGCUGAUUAUGCGUGCUACCGACAAGGAAGACGUGCUGGAUUCAGAGGCACAUUCAGAGCUUUAUUGACUAGCAAGAUUCAAAACUUGAACUCAAUAGUUCGUUACUCAGAUCGUCACCUUCCAGUUGUGAACACUCAAGGAGAAAUUUUAUUCAAGUCAUUUUCGGAUAUGUUCGAUGGCAAUGGAGCGCUAGCAGCUGGAGCCAGGAUAUACAGCUUCAAUGGAAGAAACGUUCUUACUGACUCGCAUUGGCCACAGAAAGUAAUCUGGCAUGGAUCACGUGCUAAUGGUGAACGCGCUUUGGACAGUUACUGUCAAGAGUGGCAGAACGGGGAUCCUACAAGUCGUGGCCUUGGGUCCGCACUACACUCCCACAAACUACUGGCACAGGAGAGAUAUCCUUGCAGUAGUCACUUUAUUGUGCUGUGCGUAGAAGUAGCAUCAGAAAUAACCUCUCGAAGAAAACGAGAAACAAUAAGAUACAAUACAACGGGCAUACUUGAUGAGGACGACUACCUUUACAACGCGGAGGAAUACCAACAACUACUGAACGAAAUAUUUGCUCAACCAUUGAGAGAAAAUUAAAGAGUGACGUCAUUGUUCGUCAGUGUCACGUCAGAAUGCACUAACGGCUUUUAAGGUUCAAAAUCGUAUAAUUUGUAUUGACGUUGUUUGCUAUCUUGAAAAUUUAUGUGAAAAUUAUUUAAAGAGGAGAUGUUUAAAUGUAAACUUUUGGCACUAAAGAUUGGCAAUUUAAAAAUAAAUCUCUUCGUAAAUUAAAAAAAUUAAAGGCAACGCCAUUUUGCCAUGGAUAGCUAAUGGAAUAACAACUCUUUCGUUGUACGAUAAUUUCGAACUUCGAACGAAUCGAAAUCUCUUGUCGUUCCAUUCUGUUUUGUUGCGGCCAUUUUGAAAAAAAAAUAACCAAAUUCUGAGGGCGAUUUUGAAAUGAGAUUAAUAAAAAUCAAGUCAGAGCUUGGUGUUUGUGAGAUUCCUAUUAAACUAAGCGUAUAUGCUUAAGCCACUGAAAGUUACUACAUACCUACAUUCGUAUUACUGUAUGUAUAGUGAAAUAUAUUAGGUCGCGCUUUGUACUGCGCUUAGAGUGUUUGUAAAUAAAAUUUUGUAAAAUGUAUCAAUGGGCAAAUUUUAAAUGUAGGAUUACGAGUCGUCGCGUCGUAUCGAGAAAACAUGGAAUUAUAUUAUAUUUAUUUGUAUAAAUUAUAUUGAUUAUAAUUUUGUAAGUUUAAGUUAGGAGGAAAAACGCUUGCAUUAAUUAUUUAUUCAAAUGAAAUGUCAGAUACGUUAUUAAGGUUUUGAAUGCCAAUAGAAAACUAUUGAAAGCAAUUCCUUCGCGAACGUCGGUGACCCCCAUGGCGUUUAAUGUGUUAAAUAAACGGAUUCUGAUACGAAAAACAUUUUAAACUCUUAGUAAAUUACUUCUGUACAAGUAACGUAAUUACCAACAUUAUAAAAGUGAGGCGAUUUGUAAUUCUACUUGAUUUAAUUCUAGUUUCUAGACAGAAUACCAAUGUUUGUGAUUAUUUCGAGACAUUAAUUCGAGACUGUAUAUAAUUAUUAUUCGAGAGGAUUAUUUUUUAUCUUAAGUCAAUUUUAAAGUAUUUCUUAAUUCUUUCUUUCUAGCGAAAUAUUUUUACGGAAAUGUAAUUGACUGAUUUUUACUUAAGCACUUCUGUAGUUUGAUUUUUGCAGACAUGGCAACAUUACUAACUUGAAACUGGUUAGUUUUGAAUAAGAAAUAAAAAAAUAAGUUUCGGAAUAGAUUUAUUUAGGGCCGAUUUAUCAAACAUCAGCUCUUUUUUAACUGUAAAAUAACAUUGACAUUUGACAGUUCUUAGUAUGGAAUAAUUGUUAAAUAUUUAAAAUAAUUAAUCCUCAGUUAAAGUUUCUUUACCUAAAUUGACAUUAAUUAAAUUGACAAUAUAAAAAAAUAACAAUGAUUG
Messenger RNA from Spodoptera litura, 4985 nucleotides. The record is from RefSeq and is a predicted model, not a curated record. Lineage: Eukaryota; Metazoa; Arthropoda; Insecta; Lepidoptera; Noctuidae.